CCAUCCCCUGUCCAUCCAUCUGUCCGUGAGACGAGUCCGGAGUCGAGUCGGAGCUAAGUAAAGGAGAGAGGACAGGUUAGCGUAAACUUCUCGUGGCAACGUGAAACGAACUUUUCCACAUAUGAAUACACUUCAGGGUGGCAGGCAAGGCAUCAAACAUCACCAAGUACUCCUUGAGCAACCACUAUUAAACCUAUUAAACCCCAAGACCGCCACAUCAAUCCAACACCACCACAUCAAUCCAACACCACCACAUCAAUCCAACACCACCACAUCAAUCCAACACCACCACAUCAAUCCAACACCACCACAUCAAUCCAACACCACCACAUCAAUCCAACACCACCACAUCAAUCCAACACCACCACAUCAAUCCAACGCCACCAAAACAGUCCGACCCGCCCGCUCUCAAGACACAUUGAUCAAUAAUCCAAAGCACUCCAACCCUGCACCCCCAAUCCCCAACCCCAGUAAACAAAGCACGCACAACCACCAAGACAACACAGCACAGCACAAGACCCCUCAAAGGUCAAAAGCGAAGCAAAAAAGCAUAUUAUUCACCUUCUUCCUCUUCGUCCUCCUUUUCUUCUUCUUUUUCUUCCCCUUCUUCUUCCUUCUUCCUUCUUCCUUCCAUCUUCCUCCUUCCUCCUUCCUACUCCCAUCUAUCCAAAAACACCCGCUUAAUCCAAGACCCUUUUCCAUACCCAAACCCAAAACCAAAAACCCCCCAAAAAACACAAGACUGAUACCACCAAAAACAAAAAAGUGACACACAAGACAAGAAAGACACACGACAGGCCAGAACAGAGAAUGACAGAUCGACAGCCCAGGCUUGCGCCGCCUGGCUACUGUCUACUUGCCAUAUCUCCAAAGCGUCUCGCGACGCUGCUUUGGCUCAUGCCGAAUCACGCCCCCGUUGCCGUCGCUCAAGUCGCGGAAGCCGUAUUCAUAGUAGCAGUCUGACGGACCAUCCACCUUUGGCAGGCC
Molecule: messenger RNA, 987 nt
Organism: Pseudovirgaria hyperparasitica
Lineage: Eukaryota; Fungi; Ascomycota; Dothideomycetes; Acrospermales; Acrospermaceae
Exons: 2
Coding region: 122-769 (215 amino acids)
Source: RefSeq, a predicted model, not a curated record